AUCUUCAGUUUCCUGUCUGACCUGCUCGCUGUUCUUGCAAUCGCGCGUGUUCUUCUGCGUUUGUGCACGUUGUGAAUUAAUUUGUAACUGAUGAAUCGGAAAAAAAAUCCGAAUAACUUAAGAAACUCGAUAAGCAAAGAAAACUGAGUGAAACACAUUGUAUUAGCAAGGAACUCAUAUUCAUGAAAUAGAGUUUAAUGUCAGCCUGUAAAGGAAUGUCGGAGCUACCUUUGGUGUAUCCAGUCGAAUCAGCCGUUGACCCAUGUGCCAUUUGCCUGGGAAAGUGUGACAAUCAAUCAUUUCCUAAAAACUGCCUUCAUGGGUUCUGUUUCAUCUGCCUGCUCCAGUGGUCCAAGGUGAAACCCGAAUGCCCCCUAUGUGUAAAACCUUUCAGCUCAGUCAUACACAACAUAAAAUCUAAUGAUGAGUAUGACGAAUUCAAUAUUGACUCAGCGUGGCAAGAAGAAAUGCUUAACAGUGAAUUCAGUGAAUCAGCUGAUGAUGAUUCGAGCUGGAGCACUACCAGCAGUGAUUCCAGCUGGUAUACCAUUAGCAGUACAUCCAGCACAGAACUUCUUAUUGUAGAAGAGCCAAGCAGUUAUUUGCAGCAAUACAUGAGACAAGAAAUAGCACUAUUCAGAACGAGGAGAGAGUCUAGCAGCGAGGAAUCCAGCAACGACAUACCUCGCCAUGAAUCCAGCUGGGUCACUAUUGACAGCGAAGAGAGCUCUGAAGAUGAUUUUUCCAUAAGCGACGAUAUAUGUUCCCGCGACCUCAUCGCGAGCGGGCAGGAUCUGCAAAGUCUCGACGCUUUUCUGUUGUCCCGCCAUCCAGACUUGGCUGUACCUCACAACGAUCCAUCUUUUCCCACCGCGCCUCAACCAAGCCGAAAUAGGAUUGGUCGACUUACGCUGGUAAUCGACGAAGAACCAAACAACGGUGAUGCAACAGAACUGUCCUUUGUCAGGGUACCCGUGUCUGAAGUCGUUUAUCGUUGGCUGCAAGGAGCAUCAUCGUCAGAUGAAGAUAAUGUAAAUAUUGAAUCACAAAUUAAUUCUGCUCAAUGAGCUAUCGCUUUCAAAGAUAUAGACAUGUCAUGUUAUGUGAUAAUUAAACCAAGAAAAAGAAAUGGGAAAGGGGGUUUUAAAAAACAAAAAAUAAUCGCAUCCUUGUUUUUUUUUUGUUUUUUUAAAAGGGGUAUGGGGUAGUAGUUCCGUGUGUGAAGUUGAAAUAUUAAAUGUUUUGUUCAUGGCUAUGUUCACUAUGCUAACGAAAGCUCUCGUGUUCUAUAAUAAAGGGAAUCAAGGACAAAGGAACGGCCCUUCGAUGCAUCAGAAAAGGCAA
This is a messenger RNA of Daphnia carinata, 1344 nucleotides long. RefSeq lists its product as uncharacterized. Gene Ontology annotation, biological process: protein polyubiquitination; protein monoubiquitination. Bases 198 to 1067 code for a protein of 289 amino acids. Lineage: Eukaryota; Metazoa; Arthropoda; Branchiopoda; Diplostraca; Daphniidae. The record is from RefSeq and is a predicted model, not a curated record. Gene Ontology annotation, molecular function: ubiquitin protein ligase activity; metal ion binding. The transcript is spliced from 5 exons.